Durusdinium trenchii is the source of this 2003-nucleotide messenger RNA. The record is from the annotation of a GenBank genome assembly. Lineage: Eukaryota; Dinophyceae; Suessiales; Symbiodiniaceae.
AGCUUUUGGGCUUAAGCCGUUCUUUCCUAUUUGUCCUAUCUUAGAUCGGACAGGUGGAGCACCACACUUUUUGGGGGAGCCUUUGCACUCAACCAGAAUGAACUUCAGCUGUUCGAUUGCAGCUUUGCUCUCUGCACUUGGCCUUGUCGGCUUGGUCAGCCUGGGACAUGUCUAUCGGCAUCAAUUCCAGUUCCUUGGCCGCCUUGGCCAGCCAGUGGACGAGGAAGCUGAAUGGCCAAUGAAGAAGUGGCAUGAGAAGUGGCACAAGUCUAUGGGCGAGCGCUGGAUGUGCAAGGAGAGGUGCGCUGGAGAUGAGGAGUGUAUCUCCAAAUGCCCAAAGCCAUGGCUCCACAUGCAAGAGAAGUGUGCAGAAGGCAUGGGCAUCGUCAAGUGCCACCGCAUGUGUGGCGAUGACCUGCAGUGCCACAACACUUGCCCUUUGCCAAAGUGCCCUAAGAUGGCGGCGAAAGUGAAGGGCAUCAUGCAGUGCAAUGUGGAUUGUGGCUCGGACCUCCAAUGCCGGGAGGUUUGCAACCGCCCGGUAGUGAAGUUUGUGCAGAAGUGUGGGGUCCUCACCAAGUCGGGGGAUUGCCACAAAAUGUGCGGAAGAGACCGUGCUUGUCAUGAGCAGUGCCCCAAGGUUUUCCCCGAGGCUCUUCCUGUAAACCCUGACGUCAAGCCUGACUUCCAGCACUUUCAGCCUCAGCCUCCGCCUGCCGAGAUGAUGGCAUUGAGGUUCCGGGCAUGCCAGGCCAGAUGCAGUGGAGACGUGGGAUGCAUGGAGAAGUGUCCCAAGCCUUUUUGGCUUCAGUUCCAGAAGACGUGCCACGAGAUGGUUCCCAUCAUGGAAUGUCAUCGCAUAUGUGGUCGUGACCAUGAAUGCCACAAGACCUGCCCACUGCCAAGCUGCCCACACAUGAGGGCAAAGAUUGAGGCAUCCCUGCAAUGCCAUGGACACUGCCAAUGGGAUCGUCAGUGUCAUCACCGGUGCCCCAACCCCAUGGCUGGUCUCCAGAUGAAGUGCCAAUCCUUUGAGGAAGCACAAAAAUGCCAUGUCAUGUGCACGGACCAUGAGUGCCACCACCAAUGCCCAAAGGCGGGUCUUUGGAAGCUUUUCCAUCAUGGACAUGACCAUGGCUACCACCAUGGCUUCCACCACGACCAUGGCUUCCACCAUGAGCACGGCUUCCACCACGACCAUGGCUUCCAUCACGACCAUGGCUUCCACCACGACCAUGGCUUCCACCACGACCAUGGCUUCCACCAUGAGCACGGCUUCCACCACGACCAUGGCUUCCACCAUGAGCACGGCUUCCACCAUGAGCACCACGGCCAUGAUCACUUUGACCACCAUGCUGAGCAACAUGGUGGACAACAAAAGGACCAAGAACCUAUGCCGCCCAUGCCGCCCCUUUCCUUGCGAGGAUCGCAGCCAGAGAUUCAGGCAUUCAUCACUUGUCGUGACAAGUGUCACGGUGACAUGGGGUGCUGGAAGAUGUGCGACUCUACUUGGUGGGAAUUGAAGAAAAGCUGUGCAGAGGUGGAGCCAAUCAUGGAGUGCCACCACAAAUGUCACCACGAUUCCUCCUGCCACCGCUCCUGUCCUUAUCCUUCUAUGCCGUGGCUCCAUGAGAAGGUGGUCGCAUCCAUGCAUUGCCACCAUGAGUGUGGCGCAGAUUUCGGAUGCCACCGCAACUGCAAAUGCCCCUUUGGUGAGAUGAAGGAGAAGUGCUCCUUGUUGGGACCAAAUGUUGGUGAAUGGAAGAAGGUGACCACUGUCAACGUCUAACAUCCCAUCACUUCAAAUGGGUCCUGAAGACCUUCAUUGGCCUCGACUGAUCGAGUGCUCGGCACAAAUGCAAUGUACAGGAGGACGUCACUCCGACAGGCGCAGCUGUAGUGAGCAGCAUCGUGCAUGUCUCUUGGUAGCUCUUCAUCCGCCUCGCAUUGGUGUCAAUAGGUCAGUGGGCGAGACUUAGAACGUAGAACUGCAGACCUGAGUG